This is a messenger RNA of Suillus subalutaceus, 2203 nucleotides long. RefSeq names its product common central domain of tyrosinase-domain-containing protein. NCBI's taxonomy places the organism in Eukaryota, Fungi, Basidiomycota, Agaricomycetes, Boletales, Suillaceae. The record is from RefSeq and is a predicted model, not a curated record. Gene Ontology annotation, molecular function: oxidoreductase activity. Bases 1 to 2049 code for a protein of 682 amino acids. The transcript is spliced from 15 exons.
AUGAGCUCUGUUGAAUACCACUAUCCCGUGAUCGGCCGCAAGGGCACUGGAGGCGUAUUUGAUCGCUUGCCCAUCCAGACACUGGGGAAGGACCAACCCUACCAAUUUGCAUUGUUCAUCCUUGCUUUCAGUGCGAUCCAGCAGCGUUCCGAUGCUCCCCACAUUGAGCCAGCAGCCACCUUCAUGGAAAUUGCGUCAAUUCACGGAAAGCCCUAUGUUGAAUGGGCUGGUGACCGCAACAAGGACACCUCAGCUGACUAUAGCCCAACUGACAAGAAAGAUACCAACCCUGUUCCUUCCAGAUUCGGAGGUUAUUGCAACCACGGCGCCGUUGUCUUCCCUACCUGGCACCGCCCAUAUGUUAUGCUUAUUGAGCAAUCGAUCGGAAACAUUGCUGAACAAUUGGCCCAUGACAUUGAAACUAAUAACCCAGGUGAAAAUGGAGUGUGGAUUAAGGCUGCCAAGGAACUACGUUUUCCAUACUGGGACUGGGCCGAUAAAGAUGUACCCGAGAAUGGCCUUCCUCCUGUUCUGUAUGAAGAUAAAAUCGAAAUCAUGGCUGCUGGAGGUAAAAAACGAAUAGUCAAUAAUCCGCUCCUCAUUUUUCUCGUAUGUCGAUGGAAUUCCAUCCGACUUUACCGACGAGACGGACGACUCGGACAAGUGGCGUAUUUCUCCAAGUGGCAGAGGACGUAUCGCCACGCUGAUAGUACCCCGAACCCUGAAGGCAGUCAUAUAGACUCGCUACAAACGGCGUUCAAAGCCGGGGCAAAGGAUCUGAGGCGCAGAGUCGCUCAGCUCUUUACGUUCAAUGAUGACCAAAAUUCUGCGAUAACGCACGUCUUAGUUUCUGCUAGGAUUAUAUAUAGAGAGAUGGACUUCGUCAACAGUGGGUCGCUUGAAGGCGUGCACGACACUGUUCAUAUAUUGCUUGGUGGGAAUGGACAAAUGAGUUACCCAGACUACGCCGGUUUCGAUCCUAUCUUUUUCCUUCACCAUUCGAAUGUCGACAGGCUAUGUAUGUAUAUUUCGUUCAAGGGUGUUGUCUUGUUAUUGAAUCCCCCAAGUGGCUCUGUGGGAGUGGUGCUACACACCGAAUAUUGGAUGGGAAGCGGAUAUGAACACGAUAAUGAACAAUAUCCCUGGACACAGGCACGUGGCACGUACGCGCAAGUUUACAACGAACAACUCCUUCCAGACGGGCCACUCCAGCCAUUCCGAACGGAACAAGGAGACUACUGGACUUCCACUCAGGCCCGAUUUUUGGAUGAACAAGGCUACCCCAAGUACUAUUCGUUUCCCGAGUUUGAAGGAAUCAAGGUCGAUAAAGCUGCCACGUCAUCCCAAGAGCGUGCUGCGGCGCGCAAAAGGGUGCAAGCCUACUACGAUUUUGAUCCGCAAACCAAGGCGAAACAGGUGGCUUCGCACGCUUGGAAGCACUUACCUGUUCCAAACAAGGAAGACCCUGCCGUGCCAAGUGAUCAUACCGUUAUUCCUAACUAUCGCACAUUUGUUGUGCAUGUGAAACUUGUGGAGCACGCAUACAACCGCUCCUACUCAUUCCAGCUCCACCAUAAAGGGAAUGUUCAUUCGAGUCCGCAGCUCGUAGGUACCAUCACAGUCUUUGCAAGGCCAGACAAUUCUCCUUGUAAAGCAUGUGCUAUGCGUCGUGAGGCAGGAUCUGUAGUUCGCGGGAUGAUCCCCAUUCCUCCGGAAUUGAUCGACAGUAUUAUCAAAUCAAACGGAGGCGCAGAAUCAGGGGUUUCGUUCAAUCAGACCCUCGCUCACAUCAAGGGGGAGUUCGUUGGAAAGCUUGUGGAUGCUACUGGCUCACAGCUUGCCGGAGCUGAGGGAGGGGUGGAGACGACCCAGGUGCCACAACAUCGUGCCACUUCUCGUAGAGUCACUCCCGUGGAAAUUUCUCUGGUGUCUGCUGCUGUUGCCGAGCACGUAGAGGACAAGGCUCGUCCUGUCCACUUAUGUGACUGGCAGCUCCAUGACGGUAUCUUCAACGGUGGCUGGCUGGCGACUCACAAGGAUUCGGAGUGAUGCAGCAUGCUUGGAUGAGUCAACUUGUGAAAUACUUGUAUUUGAUUGGCCAAAUUCAGAACAAUGUCUUCGGAAAUGUGUUAUCCCUGUACAAUAUGCAGUCGUCGAAGUGUUUUAUCCCUGUAUAAUAUAUAGUAUGGAAUAUCGACAUUAC